AUGGCGCGAUAUCUCACGCCUGCCAAGAUUGGCCUCCUCGCCCUCAUUGAGCUGUACACGGACGAACAUGUCCCUGCCACGGCCAUUAUCCCCGUGCUCUCCUUCAUCACAUCACACCUCCUCGACCCCGAUCCCCAGAGCUUCACCAACACCGCCAGCAAGGACACGCGCUGGAGAAAGGCCGAGAGCACUGUCAGCCUCGUCAUCGGCAUCAAGGACUUUGAAAAGCUGUUGAGCGCCCACGCCGUGGUCGUCGGCCUGCCGGGGCGGAAGCUCUGGGACACGUUCCUCGCCAAGCUAUGGGGCAUCAACUCCCUCGACCUCCUCCACGACUUCUUCGCGCGCCAGUCGCAGUGCCUGGCCAAGACGAAGGAGGAGCUGCGGCGGGCGGCGGGCGGCGACGAAGCCAUCGCCGCGCAGCUGUUGCAGGAGCAGCAGCAGAAGCCGGGUAUCACGCUCUCGCGGAACUCGCCGCUGGGUCAAUUCGUGCGGAGGUGCCAGCUCGAGUUCACGAGGCUUCUAUUCCACGACGCGACGCAGCUCUGGACGGAUUUUGUGCAGUAUCGGCAGCCCACGGCGGGUUACCUCCGGAAGAGGAACCCUUCCUUUGGCCGGCUUAGCUUCGACAAUGUUCUCAUGACGGGCGAGCAGUCGGAGUGGGACUUGGAGGGCGUUGCGGCGCUCACGUCUGUUGUCUAUGGCGACAUGGUGAGGAACGGCACUCCCGCCGCUGUGCCGGUGAGCACAGAUGACAUUGAGCUUUUGCUCGAGUUCCAGAUCGAGCAGAUGCAAAAAUUCGGUAACCGGAUACCAUUGGAGCUCCGGAACCAGUUCCAUGACCUCCUCGGCGAUAGUUUUCUUGUGCCUAGCUUGAGGCAUUACCUAAGUUUCCUUGAUGCCUGGAGAUCAGGCGAUUAUCCCACGGCAUUCGAUUUCCUGCACCAAUACUUUGAUUACACGAUGCAGAACCGAGACAGGCUCUUCUACCAAUACGCCUUGAUGAACCUAGCUGUUUUGCAAGCAGACUUUGGCUGCUACAGAGAAGCUGUUGCCACCAUGCUUGAAACCGUCUCCACGGCCCGCGAGAACCGCGACAUGACGUGUCUCAAUUUUGCACUCAGCUGGCUCUUCCACUUUGGAAGAGCGCACCCGGACCUGGUCAGGGAUCUGGAGGCCGACAGCCUGCUGGGCACGGCCAAGGAGAGUCUUUCCUACCUCCGGGUCAAGGCGAAGGAGACGGGCAUGUGGACGUUGUGGGCGUCGGUGCUGCUUAGCGAAGCGAAGCUCGGCCUGGCAAAUGGCGAGAGUGUGGCGACGUCCGUCGAGCUCGUGGUCCGCAGCUCCCACCUCAUCGUCGAGCGGAACAUGAAGAAUAUGUUUGGCGCCCAGCUGUCCAUCCUCAUCGCCCUGUGGGAUAGGCUGGGGCUGUCGCAGCUCUCGGCCAUGGAUUGUGAGAUUUUCCUUCGCUGUCACGCGAGGCAUUCCAUCUUUGACGACGAGCUCAAAGUCACAUCGCGCCUGGCGUCACAGCUCGCGGCGAGGGGCAAAUUCGAUGAGGCACUCCAGAAAUUGGAGGCUCUCGACGAGAAUUCCCUUCGGUCGUGGAAGCCCAGCCAGUACUGGUACAAGUACCGCGGCAUCAUCAAGCUGAAGCGGGACUUGCACCACAACAACCUCGACGGCGCAGAACAGCUGCUCUCGCAGCUUUUGCAGUCCAAAAAGGACGACUUGGAACCGGACAUGGCCUUUGUCGUCGAUUUCCUCCACAUCGACUGCCUCACGCGGCGGGGCGACCUGCAGGCGGCCUUCACCAAGGUCGAAGAUAUGCUGGCGGCGAUACGCGACGAUAAGAGAGACAUUUCGCUCCGCGUGAGGCUCAUGCUGAUCAAGGUCCACCUGUACGACAAGUGUGGGCGGCCGCAGCGGGGCUUCACGAUUGCGAUGCGCGCGGCCAGCAUGGCCUGGCGGGCGAGGCUAGUCUCCUGUCUGUGGCAAGCCAUCGGCGCCAUCGCCAACAUCCUGUCGUCGCUUGGGGAAUUCGAGGCCUCUACACAGCUUCUCACGGCCAUCCUGCCGCGGAGCCUCGAGUGCGAUUCCGCCGCGCUGAGCGGGCAGCUGUACUCGUACCUGGCGGACGCCAAUAUGGGUAGCGCGGGGAAGAUGGCGCCGCAGUCCGCCAAGAGGCGGGAGUACCUGACCCGGGCUACGGGUGCCAUACAGAAGGCGUUUGAUCAUUACUCGAGCAUCGAGGACAUCACGAGGCAGUGCGAGAUGAUGGCGAAGAAGGCGACCAUUAUGGAGGUCGCGGGGGAUAAGGUACUUGCGGCGGAUUACGCUGCUGCGUAUGUAGCUUUACGCAAGGAGGCGGCAGCACUUGCAUUAUGA
Messenger RNA from Colletotrichum orchidophilum, 2385 nucleotides. RefSeq names its product anaphase-promoting complex protein. The coding region runs from base 1 to 2385 and encodes 794 amino acids. The transcript has 3 exons. The record is from RefSeq and is a predicted model, not a curated record. Gene Ontology annotation, biological process: anaphase-promoting complex-dependent catabolic process; protein K11-linked ubiquitination; positive regulation of mitotic metaphase/anaphase transition. Gene Ontology annotation, molecular function: protein binding. Lineage: Eukaryota; Fungi; Ascomycota; Sordariomycetes; Glomerellales; Glomerellaceae. Gene Ontology annotation, cellular component: anaphase-promoting complex.